AUGAAUGCACAAGAAAUUAAAGGAGUUAUCUUCUUUCUAACUACAGUCAUAGGCAUCUUUGGAAAUGCAAUCAUUCUUGUGUUUAUGAUAUACAUUGCUCUUCAAGAGAAAAAAAUGAUGCACUCUGAGGUAAUACUGUCUAGCCUAGCAUGCUCAAACCUUAUCCAUCUUUUAACGGUAGGACUUCCGCAUUCUCUUUACCCAUUUGGCAUAAUAUAUUUUUACACAGACCUUGACUGUAAAUCUGAUGUGUAUUUAAUGAGGGUAUCUAGAGUUAUGAUCAUUGGUUUAACCUGCUUGCUCAGUUGUUUUCAGUGUGUAACUCUGGCUUCCUUAAACCCACAGUGGGCAACAUUAAAACUCAAGAUGCAAAAAUAUCUAAUCCUUUUAAUCCUAAUUGUCUGUUUAAUAAGCUUGGCGUCCAGUAUAAAUUCAGCCCUAUAUCCAGUUACAGGAAGGAAUGCAACAAAUUUAAAAUACACUUUUAAUCUGGGAUACUGCCUUUCAAUUUAUCCAGAUAAGCUUGUAUUUGAAUUGACUGGUUUUAUUUCAUUUGCUCGUGAUGUAGCAUUUGUUGUUCUCAUGGCUCUUGCUAGUGCCCACAUUCUUCUAAUCUUACACAGGCAUGGAAAGCAGAUGAAAGGAAAGAGGAGUUCAGAUCGGAGUCAAGAAGCCGGAGUUGAGCAGCAGGCAUCCAAGAUGGUGGUAGCUUUUGUUGUAACAUAUGUGUCACUCUUUGGAAUAGAAAAUACCAUUUGGUUUUAUCAGAUCUCAGUUUCAAAGCAAGGUGAUCCUUCCUAUAAUGAUUCCCGUUAUUUCUUAUCAUUUUGUUUUUCCUCACUUUUUCCAAUAAUUCUAGCUGCUUAUAAUCAAAAACUGAGACACAGAAUAAUAUGCUACAAAUGCUAA
This is a messenger RNA of Protopterus annectens (West African lungfish), 909 nucleotides long. RefSeq names its product olfactory receptor class A-like protein 1. Gene Ontology annotation, biological process: G protein-coupled receptor signaling pathway. Gene Ontology annotation, cellular component: membrane. Bases 1 to 909 code for a protein of 302 amino acids. Lineage: Eukaryota; Metazoa; Chordata; Ceratodontiformes; Protopteridae. Gene Ontology annotation, molecular function: pheromone receptor activity. The transcript has a single exon. The record is from RefSeq and is a predicted model, not a curated record.